Messenger RNA from Acanthoscelides obtectus, 878 nucleotides. The record is from the annotation of a GenBank genome assembly. Lineage: Eukaryota; Metazoa; Arthropoda; Insecta; Coleoptera; Chrysomelidae.
ACAUUGAUCAGCAAGUGACAUUUUUGUGUUAGUCUGCGACGUUGGCAAUAAUGAAUCGGGUGUAAAUCUAGUAAUCAGUGUAUAUUUUUACAAAAUCGAAGUGGACCAGUUUUGGGUCUUUGAAAUGAGAGGAUUUGAGGUGCUAACCAAAAAUAUUUAUACGGAACGCGCUACUUUCCUGGUUUGGUCUUUGUCUAUCUGUUCCGUGACUGGUUCUUGAAGAUCUUACGUGGUUGAGUGAGGUUAUGUUCAAAAGUUAUAUAAAAAACAAUCCAUUUUAAGCAGAUUCCAUUUUUUCUUGCAACAAUCAUGCCGGACUGGCGAAUAAAUGAAAAAUAUCGCAAGCCAAGAAGAACUAAAGGCACCCCCUUUUAUGUGGAAAGAAAUUAUUAUGCCCUAGGGUGUCUAGCUCUAAGUGGUAUAUGCUGGUAUUUAUACGAACUUUGGCCUUCGACCAAGAAACUGAAACAAAAACUUGAGACAGAUAAGUUUGAUUACCCAGAAGGCUUGAAGAUGAAAAUUAAACAUAUUCAGUCAGGUACUCAAGGUGGUGCUGGAAUUGAAGGAUUAUUGGCAAAAGCUAGAGAAAGGGAGGCUCAGAAAAUCACAAAAGAAGGCGAAAAAGAAACAUCUUGGCUUUACAAAAUAAUGACAAGAGAACCAGACCUUUAAUAUUAAGAAAAGCAGUUAUUUAAUAUUUGGCAUCAUAUUGAUCUUGUAGUAGAGGUGCUGCUUGUACGUCAAAUAGCCAUAAUAAAUAUUGUAAAUGAAGUUGUAACUUAUUAUUAGCCAUGAGAUUCUUCUAACAUUUUAAAAAAUGUUCUUAUGAAAUGAAAUUAAUACAUAUUUUAUUUAAAUACAUAAUAUAGAAAAUCACA